Jaculus jaculus (lesser Egyptian jerboa) is the source of this 2362-nucleotide messenger RNA. RefSeq names its product arachidonate 12-lipoxygenase, 12S type (gene Alox12). The transcript is spliced from 14 exons. Gene Ontology annotation, biological process: linoleic acid metabolic process; lipid oxidation. Gene Ontology annotation, cellular component: cytosol; sarcolemma. The record is from RefSeq and is a predicted model, not a curated record. NCBI's taxonomy places the organism in Eukaryota, Metazoa, Chordata, Mammalia, Rodentia, Dipodidae. Gene Ontology annotation, molecular function: arachidonate 12(S)-lipoxygenase activity; protein binding; arachidonate 15-lipoxygenase activity. Bases 50 to 2041 code for a protein of 663 amino acids.
GGUCCCGGAGCGGAGCAGGCCCGGGCUCUCCUGCCUGAGAGAGGGCACCAUGGGCCGCUACCGCGUCCGCGUGGCCACCGGGGCCUGGCUCUACUCGGGAUCGCACAACCGAGUGGGGCUGUGGCUGGUUGGGACGCGCGGGGAGGCGGCCCUGGAGCUGCAGCUGCGGCCGGCGCGGGGCGAGGAAGAGGAGUUUGACUUCGAUGUUCCGGAGGACUUGGGGACGCUGCAGUUCGUGAAGCUGCGCAAACAGCACUCACUGGUGGACGAUGCCUGGUUCUGCGACCGCAUCACGGUUCAGGGCCCUGGAGCCUGCACAAAGGUGGCCUUCCCCUGCUACCGCUGGGUGCAGGGCGAGGGCAUCCUCACGGUGCCGGAGGGUACAGCCCGGCUGGCUGAAGACAAUGCCUUGGAUGCCUUCCAGAAGCAUCGAGAGAAGGAACUGAAGGAAAGACAACAGACAUACUGCUGGGCCACCUGGAAGGAAGGUUUGCCUCAGACAAUAGCUGCAGACUCUAAGGAUGACCUACCGCCAAAUAUGAGAUUCCAUGAGGAGAAGAGGCUGGACUUUGAGUGGACACUGAAGGCUGGGGCUCUGGAGAUGGUUCUCAAACGUGUUUACACCCUUCUGAGAAGCUGGGACCACUUAGAAGACUUUGAUCAGAUCUUCUGGGGACAGAAGAGUACCCUGGCUGAGAUGGUUCACCAAUCCUGGCAGUCUGAUGAGCUUUUUGGCUACCAGUUCCUCAAUGGCGCCAACCCCAUGCUGUUGAGACGUUCUACCUCUCUGCCCUCCAGGCUGGUGCUGCCCUCGGGGACAGAGGAGCUUGAAGCCCAGUUGGAGAAAGAACUCCAGAAUGGUUCCCUAUUUGAGGCCGACUUUAUCCUGCUGGAUGGAAUUCCAGCCAAUGUGAUCAGAGGAGAGAAGCAGUACCUGGCUGCCCCCCUUGUCAUGCUGAAGAUGGACUGCAAAGGGAAGCUGCUACCCAUGGUCAUCCAGAUUCAGCCUCCCGAUUCCAGAUCGCCACCUCCAACGCUGUUCCUGCCUUCAGAUCCUCCACUUGCCUGGCUCCUGGCCAAGAUAUGGGUCCGGAAUUCAGAUUUCCAACUGCAAGAACUCCAAUUUCAUUUGUUGAACACUCAUCUAGUGGCUGAGGUCAUCGCGGUUGCCACCAUGAGGUGCCUCUCAGAACUGCACCCUAUCUUCAAGCUCCUGGUCCCUCAUAUCCGCUAUACGUUGGAAAUCAACACCCGGAGCCGGACCCAGCUCAUCUCAGACGGAGGAAUAUUUGAUCAGGUAGUGAGCACAGGUGGAGGGGGCCAUGUGCAGUUGCUCCGACGAGCCAUGACUCAGCUGACCUACCGCUCCCUCUGUCCUCCUGAUGACCUGGCUGACCGCGGCCUGCUGGGAAUCCCAAGUGCUCUGUAUGCUCAGGAUGCUUUACGGCUGUGGAUAGCCAUUGCGCGGUACGUGGAGGGAAUUGUUCACAUCUUCUACCAGAGCGAUGAUGUUGUGAAGGGGGACCCUGAGCUGCAGGCCUGGUGUCGAGAAAUCACGGAGGUGGGGCUGUGCCAGGCCCAGGACCGAGGUUUCCCUAUCUUCUUCCAGUCCCAGGCUCAGCUCUGCCAUUUCCUUACCAUGUGUAUCUUCACAUGCACUGCCCAGCACGCUGCCAUCAACCAGGGCCAGCUGGACUGGUAUGCAUGGGUCCCUAAUGCCCCAUGCACAAUGCGGAUGCCCCCACCCACCAACAAGGAGGAUGUGACAAUGGCCAUGGUGAUGGGGUCACUACCUGAUGUCCAGAAGUCCUGUCUUCAAAUGACCAUCUCAUGGCAUCUGGGUCGCCGACAACCAGACAUGGUACCUCUAGGGCAUCAUAAAGAAAAAUAUUUUUCAGACCCCAAGGUCACAGCUAUGCUAAGCCAAUUCCAAACAGAUCUGGAAAACCUGGAAAAUGAGAUUUCAGCCCGGAAUGAGCAACUUGACUUACCUUAUGAAUACCUCAAGCCCAGCCGCAUAGAAAACAGUAUCACGAUCUGAGGCCUAAGUUGCCACCUCGUGGAAGAGUUCCUAUCACCUUUAGGACUGACCUUUCCACCUUGACUUGAUGCCCUCCUAAGGCUCUGCUGAAUAAGGCUCUAACUCCUUCCUCAGUUAAGCACUCCACAUCAGUAUCCUAAUAGCCCAGAACGCAUUCAAUUUUCUUGCUCUAAUGAGCCAGGUAAUAUUUCAGGCUUUGCAGACCACACAGUGAUUCAGUUCUCACACUGUAGCAUUAAUGCCGCCUCAGACAUUAUGUCUGUAAAUGCAUGUAACUAUGUUCCAAUAAAACUUUAUCUGUGGGCACAGAUAUGAACUUCA